AUGGACAAAACAGACAAGUCUCCAUCCACGAUGGAUGUCAAUCUUGAGGCUACCUUGACGGAAGCAAGCAGGUCUGAGGGCCAGGUCUUCGAAAGAAUUGAGCUAAAGCAAGAUCGAUUCAGCACAUUGAGCUUGAUUGGCGUUCACUUCUCCAUUACUGCUGCUCCCAUCGCAGUCCUCCUGUAUUCAAGCCUUGUCACGGGGGUUGGUGGCCAGGUAUUCUGGACAGGCUCUCUAGCACCACCGAGAUGGGCCCGACUCUUGAGCUAUGUCGUUGGCAUGUUGACGACACUUGCAUGGACACUCGGUGCCGCAGGAGCAGCAGUAUACAGCGCCAACUUUUAUGUCGCGUUCGGCAUGGUCAUUAUCAGCUCAUAUACCCCGGAACUUUAUCAGAUAUAUGUUCUUUCAGCUGCAACGAUUAUAUUGGCCACCACCUUCAACACUCUCGGCGUCCGACUCCUGCCGAGUAUCAACAAGGUCAUGGUUGUUUUCCUUAAUUGUGCAGCAUUCUAUGUUUUUGUAGUACUGCUCGCCAAAACCUCCCCAAAGAACUCGGCGAAGGAUGCCUUUCUGAACGUCACCAACGAGACUGGAUGGUCAUCUGAUGGCUAUGUCUUCCUCUUGGGGUUCCUUCCGGGCCUUCUCACAAUGUCUGUCCCAGACGCCGCAUCACAUCUGGCGGAGGAAGUUCCCAAUCCAGAGAGAACAAUUCCACUUGUCAUGUUUGGUACGACCUGUCUCAACGGAAUUGGGGGCUUGAUUAUGGUCUUUGCGAUUAUCUUCUGCACCACUCAUCCUGAGAAUAUGUCGGAUCCACUGGGCCACCAGGCAGCCUUACAAGUUGCGGCCGAUGCCUGGGACAACCGCGGUUGGAUUAUCACUGUGACCUGUAUCAUGGUCGUCGUCAACAGCAAUGCUACCUCCGCGCUAUUGACGGGUGCUAGCCGUCUUCUGUGGGCAUUUGCGAGGACGGGGGGCUUACCAGCAGGCCGGAUCUUUGGGCGUACACACCAGAGCUUGCAGGUACCGGUUGUCGCCGUGGUCGCAUGCUCCACGCUUGCAGCUUCACUUUCACUUCUGGUCUUUGGGCCAUACACAGUGCUCAACGGUAUCUUCGGCAGUUCCAUCGUUUGCCUGAAUGUGACUUACUGGAUCCCAAUCUUUUUCAUGAUGAUAAAAGGACGGAAGACACUCCCGACGAAAAGGACCUUCAAUAUGGGCCACGCAGGGCCUUUUAUUAACGCCUUGGCUUUAGCAUGGUUGACAUUGACUGAGGUUACGCUAUGCCUUCCAAGCUACUACCCGGUCACCGCCAGCGGUAUGAAUUGGUCGCCUGUCGUGUUCAUUGGGUUGCUGCUGGCUACUUUCACGAAUUGGUUUGUCGUGAAGAGUAGAUAUGAGAUUCCAAAACCUAUCUACAUCGAACAACUACACGGAAACUGA
Molecule: messenger RNA, 1446 nt
Organism: Exophiala bonariae
Lineage: Eukaryota; Fungi; Ascomycota; Eurotiomycetes; Chaetothyriales; Herpotrichiellaceae
Exons: 2
Coding region: 1-1446 (481 amino acids)
Biological process (GO): transmembrane transport
Cellular component (GO): membrane
Molecular function (GO): transmembrane transporter activity
Source: RefSeq, a predicted model, not a curated record